Molecule: messenger RNA, 2212 nt
Organism: Musa acuminata AAA Group (dessert banana)
Lineage: Eukaryota; Viridiplantae; Streptophyta; Magnoliopsida; Zingiberales; Musaceae
Exons: 2
Coding region: 331-1962 (543 amino acids)
Biological process (GO): sesquiterpene biosynthetic process
Molecular function (GO): cyclase activity
Source: RefSeq, a predicted model, not a curated record
GUUCCAGUAAAAGAGCACCACCUGCCAUCCCCAGACCCAUCAGCUUUGCUUUGACCAUGCGAGGGAGGGAUGACAGUGGCCGCUCCGCACUUUCCUUAUAUUAUGGCGUCCACCGGAAAAGGAACGAAGAGUAAACACGGCAAGGUCUCUGCAACCAGAACGGCCAUGGCGAAGCAUGCGUCCCCCUCUCUGCCAUCUUGUUCUUGAGACAAGGAAGGGAUGAUCGAAGAACAGAGCAGAGAGGAAAGUUAGGAAGAGAGGGAAAGCUGAAGUGCAUACAUCUCUCUUCUUCCUGUCCCAACAAAAGGAUCAGAACGCAAGCAGAGGAAGAUGGAUUCCGCCGAGCGUGGCGAACACGAGAACGAUAUCCAAGUAGAUCUCGAUGCCGAUUCAACCGGCACCAGAAUGCGGCUCGUGGAUUACAUUCCCAUCUACGUUCCCACGGUGGAACAGGGGCUGAUGAAUCAAAGCCACCGCCACAAGAGAAGAUUUCUGGACUUCCUCAAAGCUCACCCAUCGAAAGAUUGGUUCCUCCGGUUCGGGUUCGUCGGAAGACUCUCACCCUUUUCCUUCUUGCGACGCAGUGGGAAUCCAUCCGAUGGCCGCCGCCUGCGUCGUUUCCGUGUGCCGUUUGUGAGGAAGAUCAACUGGGGAGCUCUGAUCCGAUACUUCAAGAACUGGAUAAAGAAACCUGUGAACGUAGCUCUUCUUAUCUGGUUGAUCUUUGUGGCGGCAGGGCUUCUGAUGCUGUUCCUCUUGAUGACGGGAAUCCUCAACGGAGCCAUUCCCAGCAGCUCCAACAGAAAGAAAUGGACGGAGAUCGUCAACCAGAUUCUCAACGCCCUCUUCACCAUCAUGUGCAUAUACCAACACCCCAAGCUGUUCCACCACCUGGUGCUUCUCCUCCGGUGGAAAUCGGUCGACAGGGUGGAGCUCAGGACGGUGUACUGCAAGGACGGAUCUCAUCGAGUUCACGAGAGGGCUCACAUAAUGCUGGUUGUCUUCCUCCUCCACAUCACUUGCUUCGCCCAGUACGUCCUCUGCGGCCUCUACUGGGGGUACACGAGGAACACGAGGCCGGACUGGGCCGAGAACCUCUGCAUCGGCAUCGGAAUCGCAGCUCCGGUGAUCGCCGGUGUUUACACGGUCUUCAGCCCGCUGGGAAGGAAGUACGAGGAGCCUCAAUCCGUCCACGAAUCUCGAAGCCAACGGGAUCAGCCGGAGCUGAAGAUAUACAACAGGCGGGUGGUGGUCACCAGCCCCGAGUGGAUCGGAGGGCUGUUCGACUGCUGGGACGACCCAACCGUGUGCUGCGCCUCCUUCUUCUGCACCUUCUGCGUGUUCGGGUGGAACAUGGAGCGGCUUGGGUUCGGCAACAUGUACGUCCAUAUCGCCACCUUCAUACUGCUCGUCGUCGCCCCUUUGCUGGUCUUCAGCGUCUCCGCCCUCAACAUCGACGACGACACCAUAAGGUACAUCGUGGGGAUCUUCGGUAUCGUGGUCUGUGUUUUCGGGUUGCUCUACGGCGGGUUUUGGAGGAUUCAGAUGAGGAAACGAUUCAAGCUUCCCGCAAAUCCUUUCUGCUGCGGGUACCCCUCGGUGACGGACUGCGUGCAUUGGCUGCUCUGUUGGUCGUGUUCUUUGGCUCAGGAGGUGAGGACGGGGAACUUCUAUGACGUCAAGGAAGACAGCCUCUGCCGGAAGGCGGCGGACGAGGAAGGCCGGCCGGUGCUGCUUCCUCUGCCACGGGAAGGAGGGUCGGGAUUCAUGGUCACAUCCAGCGGCGGCGAUGACUACCCUCGAAGGAGCUACUCCUGCCCACCCAAAGUCGACCCCACGAGUCUGCAAGCUUACGCUGAUGCCACUUCGACAUGGCCGUCGUUUACCAGAUCCUCUACGUGCGGGAAGAUCCAUGCGAUGAGACCACCUACUCCGGCGUUGAUCCAACUGGACGAAGCUUAGACAGCUCACGCAAACAAGCAUGCACGCUCGUUCAGCGCCGGCACACGCGUACAGGAGCAGAUCCAUCAUCAUGAACUGGGCAUCUGCUCCCGGUGCAAGAUUUAGGGCCUUCUUCUCCUCUGUUGGCAUGUUUGAGUCCAUCAGUCAGAUGCAGAAUUCUUUUUGUGAUCCUACAAAUUACAAAGCUUUCCCAAAUCCUUCUGUAACAUAAUUUUGGUCUUACAAAUAAUAAAGAGCUUAUAAUUCUGUA